GACGCGCUGAGACCAGCCAGUCCGCUGCCGGUAGGCGCCGCCUGCAGACGUGCCGGGCCACGCCUGAUCCUUUCGUCCUACAGCAUCACGCGGUCGACCGACUCGCAAUCUAAGUCUGUGUUUUGGCGACUCGCAUUCGCAAUUAAAAUCUGUGUUACUUAGCGCGCUGCCGGUUCAGUGCACCACGCAGUGUCACCAACGAGUGCGAGAAGUCGCGUGAGUGUGUAUGUGUGUGUGGAAGCGUCCGGCCACCUGUGGAACGUGACCACGCGCAUGAGUGAGAGAAAGAAAGGUUGUAACCACCUUGUGAAAAUGUGUAUGGGACGCAGUUACCAGUUUUGACGGAUUACCCAAGAUCACGUGACAUCGACGAGCUCCUGGACAAAUAAAGGACUCUAGCAGAGGGCACAUGCCGAAAAUUUACAUACUUCCCAUCUUUCCGUGCAGAGGCCUACCAUGGCCUCCUCCACGAUGCUGCGUCGGCGGGCCGAGCCCGUCUGCCUCAAGGAGUCCUCGCCGCCGGCCACGGCCUCUGACAACAGCGACUCGGAGGGCGAGAAAGACUUCGGCCUCGAGGACUUCGAGAUUAUCAAAACAAUUGGCACCGGCACCUUCGGGCGCGUCUGCCUCUGCCGGGACAAGUCGACGCUUGAGUACGGCGCCAUGAAGAUCCUGGCCAUUGGCGACGUCAUCAGGCUCAAGCAGGUGGAGCACGUCAAGAACGAGAAGAACAUCCUGGCAGAAAUCAGGCACCCCUUCAUCGUCAACCUCCGGUGGCACUGGCAUGACCAGAGCUACCUGUAUAUGCUCUUCGACUACGUCUGCGGAGGGGAGCUCUUCAGUUACCUCAGGAACGCAGGGAGGUUUAGUAAUAGUACGGGAAACUUCUACACGGCUGAAAUCGUACUGGCGCUGGAGUACCUGCACCAGCAGAACGUCGUGUACCGGGACCUGAAACCAGAGAACCUUCUGCUGGACAGGGACGGACAUCUCAAAAUUACCGACUUCGGCUUCGCCAAGAAACUCACCGACAGGACGUGGACUCUGUGCGGCACGCCCGAGUACCUCGCCCCGGAAAUCAUCCAAUCCAAGGGCCACAACAAGGCUGUGGACUGGUGGGCGCUGGGUGUUCUAGUCUACGAGAUGCUGGCCGGCUACCCACCUUUCUUUGACGACAACCCCUUCGGGAUCUACGAAAAGAUCCUCGCCGGCAAGAUCGAGUGGCCGCGGCAGCUGGACCCGGUGGCCAAGGACCUCGUCAAGAAGCUGCUGGUCCAGGAUAGGACCAAGCGUCUCGGCAACAUGAAGAAUGGCGCAGAGGACGUCAAGAGGCACAGGUGGUUCAAAGGUAUCGACUGGGUGGACGUCUUCCACAGAAAACUCAAGCCGCCCAUCGUCCCUCGCGUGAGCUACGACGGCGACACGCGCAACUUCGACGAGUAUCCCGAGGCGGACUGGAAAAACGCCCCCGUCGUGGGAGACACGGAAAGGAAGCUGUUUGAGGAUUUUUAAACAACCGUGAGGGCUGUUCUGUUGCUGUGCUGCCGUCGUGCUGCAGCAUGACAACUCCGGUCGGUGUGGCGUGCGGGUGACUCCUGGACUGUGAUGCAGGGCUGAAACUGGAAAAUUACCUGCCACGACGUUUGAUUGAAAACCAGUUCAAAUACAUGGGACGGGGACUAAUUGUACCUCCUGAAUAAUCUGCGUUAAAAUUGUGAAUAUGUGAUUGUGCGAAUGCGUUGUCAAGAGACAAUUUCUAAUUGCUUUUUCUUUUAGUCAAUAAGAAGCAGAACAUAAUGCUGGCUGGAACCAGUAUUCGAGAUGGUUGAAAGAACUGAAAACCUCUAAGCAUCCAGUAAGGGAAUGACCAGCUUGAUAUUGACUCAAUUGUCGAUUGGAGUGUAUUCUUUUAUACUGUGCCUAUAUGCAUGGUUUGUCAACCAAAUCCAUCCUCUCUAUUAUGACAACUUUUAUGUGAUAUUAAAGAUGCAAAUAAUUUAUAGAAAGAAUAGCAGAAUUCAAAUUUAAAAGUAUUGACAGUUGUGUGAUAAUUUUAGCACUAAAAGCUUCAGUAGCUGUUGAGGCAUUCUAAGUUUACAAUAAAUUACAGCUCUCCUAUAAAUUAUCUAAAGUAAACUAAGCGUGAAUGCCCCAGCUCGAGGGAGAAGCAGUGUUAAGUAGAAAGUAUUUUCACUUAAUAAUUUGUGGAAAACAAGUGAUGCUGCAGACAAUAUUUUGAAAUAGGAAUGUUGCAUCACAUGAUCUUUGCAAUAGAACCUCUAGCUGCUAAACAUUAAUGAAUAGUAAGUCACUUCUCACUUGUAAGUAAGUCAACAUGUUCAUAUAAUUUAUAAAUUGCUGAAUUGUACAUAAGUUCUAAAUAUAAUUUAAAAGAAUAA
Messenger RNA from Frankliniella occidentalis (western flower thrips), 2399 nucleotides. RefSeq names its product cAMP-dependent protein kinase catalytic subunit 3 (gene Pka-C3). The record is from RefSeq and is a predicted model, not a curated record. The transcript is spliced from 9 exons. NCBI's taxonomy places the organism in Eukaryota, Metazoa, Arthropoda, Insecta, Thysanoptera, Thripidae. Gene Ontology annotation, molecular function: ATP binding; protein serine/threonine kinase activity. The coding region runs from base 457 to 1512 and encodes 351 amino acids. Gene Ontology annotation, biological process: protein phosphorylation.